AUGGCUCUUGUGGAACCACGACAAAUCAAAAUAGGAAGUAAAAGCCCCCCGUUUGGCCAAAAGGGGAGACCAUUCAGACCACUUGCGGAGCGCGGGUGUUCUACUACACGGUAUACAGGAAAGACUAUUACAGACGCCACUCAAAAGGAACCACUUACACAACACAGUUGGCAAAAUGCAGUCGUUGGUCGAACACCACCAGGACACUUUUUUAUACAAAGAAAGAACAAGUCGAACUCUCCAGUGGCACCAUCUUCUUUUGAUAUUGACGACACUUAUUCAUUGGAGACAUCCCCAAAGCCACAUUCUUUUUUCGAAGGUGGGAUGCCUGGAAUGAAAAAGAAAAACGACGAAUUGAUAGCAAAGAGUCAAACGGUGGUGUUGUCCGACACUGCAAAAGAACAGAUUAUCCAUGAAAGCCAACAAAAGGAGUUAAAUAGAACAUCAAUGCGUCUCUCACUGACAAAGAAGAGAAGUUACUUGUCCUUCGUUGCAACGUCUGGAAAGCCACAAUUGAUGAUGCCAAAGGUACGCUCCAAUACACAUGAAGUGACAAAACAAAAGAACUCGAAAGUUCAACUCCAGGUACUUGAAGAUCCUCUUGUACAGACAAUGAAAAGCUGUACCACCACACAAAGCUCGGUGUUCGAUUUCUAUUCUGCCAACUUCAAUAACGGCUUUUUCUUCAUGGAAAUGUGA
This is a messenger RNA of Entamoeba invadens IP1, 699 nucleotides long. RefSeq lists its product as hypothetical. Lineage: Eukaryota; Evosea; Mastigamoebida; Endamoebidae. The record is from RefSeq and is a predicted model, not a curated record. The transcript has a single exon. The coding region runs from base 1 to 699 and encodes 232 amino acids.